AUGAGCGACCUCCCGAAACGGGAACAAUUAUUAUCAAGUGUAAAACGAUUAGAUAAUCUUUUCUCUCGUUUUCAAGCCGAACAAAGUGUUAUUAUUAAUUCAUUGGUCACUGUCGGUCGUUCCGAUGAGUACGACGAGAUCGAUUCACCCGUAACGGAUACGGUCGAAGCUAGUGUUGACGAAAUUUACGAAAUAGUUGAUCGCACGUCGAAUGCUCCCGUGGCUAUACAACCGAUGCCGAUUCGACAAUCGUUUAGCGCGCUUCCGAAAUUUGAAUUGCCGUCUUUCGACGGUUCUAUUACAAAGUGGUGUGCGUUCCGUGAUACUUUUAAAUCGCUGGUACAUGAAGAUUCCAAUAUCGACAAUGUACACAAAUUUCAUUUUUUGUCACAGAGUUUGACCGGUUCUGCAUUAUCUGUUAUCAAAUCAAUUCCAUUGUCGGCGGCGAAUUAUAAUGUUGCGUGGGCAGCGCUCACAGACCGAUUCGAAAAUAAACGAUUGCUCGCAACUGCUCAUUUGGACAAGCUUUUCGCUUUCAAACCUAUCGCUCAAGAAUCAGUACCUGCUCUGACUACCUUUUUAAAUAUUUUCAAAGAAAAUGUCUCUACGUUAAAAUUACUCGGAGUCGAAGAUCUCGCGGGUUUUAUGUUGUUUUUUUUGGGUUCACGUGUAUUAGAUCCAAAAACACGUCAGUUGUUUGAAGCGGAUAUUUGUCAAGCCACUAUUCCGAAUUUUGAUACUCUUGUUACUUUUGUUCAAAAACGUGUCAAGAUAUUGGAAAACAUACAGGGUGUUGACAAGUUUGAAACUCGAUCUAAUAAGUUUCAAAAAUCCAACGUACCGAAGUUCGCUUUUACCGCCGCAAGUAGCAACGUUCAUAAGGCUAAAGGUUCAUCGUCGUAUUCGCCAAAAUUAAAUAAGGCAAAUCAUUGUACUAUUUGUAAUCGUGGUGAACAUUUUGUAUACCGCUGUCCAGAAUUUAAAACAUUUUCCGUGCCACGACAUCGGGAAUACGUUCGAACAAAUAAAUUAUGUUUUUCAUGUCCGAGUUCGACGCACAUGGUAGACACAUGUUAA
Diuraphis noxia (Russian wheat aphid) is the source of this 1077-nucleotide messenger RNA. RefSeq lists its product as uncharacterized. Lineage: Eukaryota; Metazoa; Arthropoda; Insecta; Hemiptera; Aphididae. The record is from RefSeq and is a predicted model, not a curated record.